Paracoccidioides brasiliensis Pb18 is the source of this 642-nucleotide messenger RNA. Its product is annotated as deoxyuridine 5'-triphosphate nucleotidohydrolase. Gene Ontology annotation, biological process: dUMP biosynthetic process; dUTP catabolic process. Bases 1 to 642 code for a protein of 213 amino acids. The record is from RefSeq and is a predicted model, not a curated record. Gene Ontology annotation, molecular function: magnesium ion binding; dUTP diphosphatase activity. The transcript has 4 exons.
AUGACCACAGAGACGACCCCUCGUCCCCAAACAAAAGCAUCAGCAGAAUCAACUACAGUUAACCAUCCACCACCCUCCCUCCCCAGUUCCCCUCUCCCAAAACGCGCAAAGAUAACAGACAUGGCCCCUGCCACGGAAUCCUUCACAGCCCCCGCGGCAGCCUAUUCAGAAACAGCCACCAGCACAAACCCCGCAGUCACCUCCCUCUCCCAAUUAACCCCGCCUCCCCUCAUGGUCAAGAAACUGGUAUCCACAGCCCGCGCACCAACUCGAGGUUCAGCUUUCGCGGCCGGAUAUGACCUGUACUGCGCAGCUCCGACGGUGAUUCCAGCUAAAGGAAAGGGCCUGGUUGAUACAGGACUUGCAAUUGCUGUCCCGGAGGGAACUUAUGGACGAAUAGCACCCCGUAGCGGCCUUGCGUCGAAACAUUUCAUCGAUACUGGUGCAGGUGUCAUUGAUGCUGAUUAUCGCGGGGAGGUGAAGGUCCUGCUCUUCAAUUUCUCGGAUGCGGAUUUUACCGUUAACGAAGGUGAUCGUAUUGCCCAACUGGUUCUCGAGAGGAUCUACAAUCCUGAAGUCCUGGAAGUGGAAGAACUGGAAGAGAGUGUCCGUGGCGUUGGAGGCUUUGGAAGCACAGGAUAA